AUGAGUCGCAAAUUUGCAAUUGAGAAUGAUUUUCCACUCUAUCCUAAGAAGAUCCCUGAAUCCGUAGAAUACUUCAAUGGAACCAGAGAAUCCGUUAAGGAAAUGACUCAGUUCAAAAUGAAAAUCCAAGACCAUGAAGAGAUCGUCAAUGCCGACAUUGUCAACACCACCAAACCUUUGAACCUGGGAAAGCCAUGGCAUAAAAAGCAUAAAGUCCAUGUCGAUUGGGAAAAUAAUCAAGUACACAUGAACUGCUCACCCAAGAUCACCAUUGUAAGCGCGGAAGCCUUCAAGAGAACCAUGAAACAAGGACCUGUCUUUGCUAUCUACGGCCUGGGAAGAAAAUGGAAACAAGUCACAUUUGUCGAUGACACAAUCGAAAUCGAAGAAACCACCAAACUUCCUAAUGAAUUCCAAGAUCUUGCCGAAGCUUUCUCGAAAAAGAAAGGAGACACCCUGCCACCACGACGAAAAGAAGACAUGAAAAUCCCUAUACCACCAGAAGCUCAGCCCAUCUGGGAACCAUUAAGACCAAUGAGCGAAGAACACCUCAAAGUCCUCAAACCCUGGAUAGAAGAAAAUAUGACUAAAGGAUUCAUUCGAAGGUCCAACAGCCCAUGGGGAGCACCCAUCUUAUUCGUUCCUAAGAAAGAUGGCGGACUACGACUCUGCGUGGAUUGGAGAAAACUCAAUGCCAUCACCGUCAAAGAUCGAUGCCCCUUGCCACGAAUCGAUGAGACCCUGGAUCGGCUCAGAAAAGCCAAGCACUUCACUCGACUGGAUAUCUAUGGCGCCUACAAUCGCAUCAGAAUAGCUGAUGGAGACGAAGAAAAAACAGCCUUCCGCACCAGAUAUGGACACUUCGAGUUCCAAGUAGUACAUUUUGGAUUAACAAACGCCCCAGCUGCCUUCCAAGCCUACAUUAACGAAGCCUUACGACCCUUCCUAGACGAAUUCUGUGUAGUAUACCUCGAUGAUAUCUGCAUUUACAGCGAUUCAAGAGAAGAACACAUUCGCCAUGUGAGGAAAGUCAUCAAAGCACUACAGAAAGCAGGACUCUAUAUCAAACUCUCUAAAUGCGAAUUCUUCACCAAAGAAACCGAGUUCCUAGGAUACAUCGUUGGAAGCAAUGGAAUCAGGAUGGACCCUGCUAAGAUUCAAGACAUACUCGACUGGGAAGAACCGAAAGAAGGACCUGGAGCUGUCAAAGAAGUACAAUCUUUCCUAGGAUUUGCGAACUUUUAUCGACGAUUCAUCAAAGACUAUGCAAAAAUAGCCAAACCUCUCUACGACUUAACCAAGAAGGAUAGAAUAUUCCACUGGGGAAAAGAGGAAAAGAACGCCUUUCAGACACUCCAACGAGCAUUCUGCACCGAACCAAUACUGAAACACUGGAAUCCUGCACUGGAAACACGAAUGGAAACCGACGCUUCAAACUUUGUCUGCGCCGCAGUCCUUUCUCAAAAGCAUGAUGACGGUCUCUGGCACCCUGUAGCCUACAGGUCCAAAAAGAUGACACCGGCGGAACAUAACUAUGAUAUCCAUGACAAAGAACUCCUAUCAGUAAUUCAAGCAUUUAAAGAAUGGGAACGAUACCUGAUGAGUGUCCACACUCAAGUACACAUCCUCACAGACCACAAGAACUUGGAAUAUUUCAUGACCAAACAGCACCUUAGACAAAGACAAGUAGGAUGGAUGGAGUUCCUAUCUCGGUUCGACUUCAAAAUAACCUUCGUUCCCGGAAAAACCAACACCAAGGCCGACGCAUUAACCAGAAGGUCGAGGGACCUCCCUCAGGGAGAGGAGGAUGAGCGCAUAAAAAAUCGAAUUAGAAUAUUGCUACCGCCUGAAAAAAUCCAACAAAUUGGUAUCAUGACAACGCAAGAAACCUGGCAAGCAGCAGCCCUUGAAGAUUCCUACAUCCAAGACAUCAUAAAAACCCUCAGAAGAGGAGACAAACGGCAUCCCAAAGUUGAAAUAUCAGAGAUGAAAGAAGAACAAGGCGAACUCUACCAUAAUGACAGAAAAGUAGUACCCGACAAUGAAAAGAUCCGCGAGGAAAUCUUGCAGCAACACCAUGACCACCCUACAGCAGGACACCCAGGGAGAGCAAAGACGCUAGAACUGGUUCAAAGACAAUAUACAUGGGUAGGGCUUCGGAAGGAUGUUGAUCGUUAUGUCGACAACUGCCACAUCUGCAAACGAACCAAGGCGCCCAGGAAUGCACCCCAAGGAUUACUGCAAUCAUUACAGAUCGCAGAAAGAAACUGGCAAAGCAUCUCUUUUGACCUGAUCACCGGAUUACCGGAAUCCAAUGGACACGACGCAAUCCUUGUCACCGUGGAUAGACUCUCCAAGAUGAUACAUCUGACCCCGACAACGAAGAAACUCAACGCCAGAGAAUUAGCCGGACUAUUCCUCAGGGACAUAUGGAAAUUACACGGAUUACCCAAAGAAGCCAUUUCAGACAGAGGAAAGAACUUCCUAGACGAAUUCUGGGAUGAAGUCAAUAAUCGCUUGAGGAUCCACCACCGACCCAGCACUGCCUAUCACCCCCAGACCGACGGACAAACCGAACGAAUCAAUUCCAUAGUAGAACAAUACCUUAGAGCUUACGUCAAUUAUCAACAGGACGACUGGGUUGAAUGGCUACCCCUAGCUGAAUAUUCCUACAAUAACAAGAUAUCCGACACCACUGGAAUCUCCCCAUUCGCUGCAAACUAUGGAUGGAACCCGGACACCUUUGAAUUCCAAGGACUCAGAAAACCCUCUAGAAACCAAGAGGCCGCAGGGUUUGUACAGCAAAUGUCAGAAUUACAAGAAGUCCUGCGUAUGGAAAUCAAUCGCGCCGCACAGAUACAACAAGAACAAGCAAACAAGCGCAGACGGCCAUCACCUGACUACAAGGAAGGAGACCAUGUCUGGCUAGAUAUGCGGAACAUCAAAACGGCACGACCCUGCCCAAAACUGUCCAAUAAGAUGGAGGGUCCAUUUCAGAUCCUUAAGUCCGUAGGAAAAAGAGCAUAUAAGCUGAAGCUUCCCCCCUCAAUGAGAAUUCACCCCGUCUUUCACACCAACCUGCUGCACCCAGCACCAGAUAACGCUUUCCCUAGCCAAAACCACGAAGAACGACUCCCACCAGUCACCGUUGACAACGAAGAAGAAUACGAAGUCGAGAAAAUCCUAGAUUCGCGAAUACACUACCGAAAACUUCAGAACUACUCAACGACUUUCAUAAAUCCCAUCCUGAUCGACCCGGUCCCUCCUCCUGACAUACUCGACCCCACCUCAUUAUUCCAGUACAACCCAGAAGAAAUAAGCGAACCAAUCAGGGUUCUCCAGUACCCAGACGUCACCCAAAAUUUAUUCUCAGCAUCAGAUCUUCUUGACAUCCAGACACCAGAACCCAUCUAUAUCAGCCUGUACAACGAAAUCUGGAGGCUGCAAACCGAGCUGGCUCAAGCCCAGAAAGCCAUGGGAAAUUUCAGUUCAACCAUCGAGAACUCACCGGAGCAGGUAACCAGUGAUCAAAUCCCCAACCCAGAAGAAGAAGUCCAGCCGAAAAAUCCGCGUUCAGAAUCACCAGAAAUCCCAGAACCAGAGAUACCAGAGAUACCAGAGAAAAACCAAGAAGAAUCCUUUGAAAAACCUUUGAAAACCCCCGAGAAACCAGAAUUCCCAGGAACCAAGCGCAAGAGCAGCUAUAGAGGAUUCAUGCCACCUAAGAUCAGCAAAAGAUACCGACGCAGCAAAGGACCUACCAUGAUACUAGACCUUCGAACGGAGCAUCGACGGGAC
Orbilia oligospora ATCC 24927 is the source of this 3798-nucleotide messenger RNA. RefSeq lists its product as uncharacterized. The transcript has 2 exons. The record is from RefSeq and is a predicted model, not a curated record. NCBI's taxonomy places the organism in Eukaryota, Fungi, Ascomycota, Orbiliomycetes, Orbiliales, Orbiliaceae. The annotation marks the transcript as partial. Gene Ontology annotation, molecular function: nucleic acid binding. Gene Ontology annotation, biological process: DNA integration.